AUGCCGAAGCAGAAGAAAAUCAAGGACAAGACUCCGCGGCCGUGCAACAAGUUGACCUGCGUGGCAUACCACAAGGACAUCGAUGAGACACUCCAGAGUCUGAGCCAAGAAGUCGCACUGUGGCGAGCCAAGUUCCUUCAUGAGGAAGCCGCACGCGCUGUCGACUGCAACACGAUCGCUACCUUACGCGCCGAGCUUGCAACAUUACGACCACCAUUGGUAGCCGAAGGUCAGGCAGGGCCACGGGUGGUGAUCGCCAUGAAUUUUGCCCCAGGCACGACUGCCGCCGACAUUGAUUCCGUUAUGAGGCACACAAGCAUCAACGAUAACGGCCAGCAGGGUCUCAUCUCCUGCCACAUCAUCUCCACACAGCCCGUCGUCAUUGCCGAGCUUAUCGUCACCGAGCGUACCAUUGCCGACCGAUUAGUUUCCACCUACGACAAUCAACUCGCUGAUGGCCGCUACCUUAAGCUAUACCUUUCUCGCCAGACUGAAUUACCACUCACAACUGUCGCUAGUACCAUCCUGGACAGCCUUCGAGCUGGCAAACAAGACCAAGAAGUCACUCACACCAAACGCCUAGUCUCGCCGAUACCCCCUGUUGUCACCUCUCGAGAGACCUUCGCACUUCCCUUGCACCCAGCUCAUCGCUUUCCUGGUCCUGAAGUUGGCCCUGAUGACGUCGACCUAAAGAUGUCCACUCGACCAUAUCCACUCCACGCAGACGAGGAGGCACUGAUCGAGUUCUCGGAUGCAAGUGAUGAUGGUGGCGAAGACAACAGAGAUAGGUUGAGCGUUCAGGAUUUCGGGUCGGAAUCAGCGUGCUUGCGUUCUUUCACAAACAAUGCUGGAAGUCCUCGACGCACGAAGAGACGGGAUAGUCAGGCACGGUACACGAUACCUGCCAAGGUCUUCCCUAUCGAAACGGGCGACACGGCGAAAAACGAGACCAUCAAUGACACUGUACAGCACCCGCAGAUCAGCUUUGGUGCCGGCGAAGCGUCAGCACUCACAUCAUCAGACAACGAAGCUCCACGAGUCUCAAGUAACAAAGAAUCCUCUCUGCAAGGAGGCGACAAUGGAAAGGCUCUAGCAGCUCCAGUAUUGAGCGAGACCGAGCUGCACGAGCUUCGCGCGCUGAACGCUCUAUGCCGAAUCCACCCCUCCGACACCGAGGCGGACAUAGCCCGCAAGUUCAGCCUGCGUCGCCCUGGAGCUUCGACCUCGCGCUUCUACGAGUUGAGAGACAAGCAGCGGCGGUAUUGGGCUGCUGCCACAGAUACCGGUGGAGGGGUUCCUGGAUGGCAUAAUGUUUUCAACUGA
This is a messenger RNA of Cyphellophora attinorum, 1323 nucleotides long. RefSeq lists its product as uncharacterized. The coding region runs from base 1 to 1323 and encodes 440 amino acids. The record is from RefSeq and is a predicted model, not a curated record. The transcript has a single exon. Lineage: Eukaryota; Fungi; Ascomycota; Eurotiomycetes; Chaetothyriales; Cyphellophoraceae.